Molecule: messenger RNA, 1523 nt
Organism: Homarus americanus (American lobster)
Lineage: Eukaryota; Metazoa; Arthropoda; Malacostraca; Decapoda; Nephropidae
Product: nuclear factor related to kappa-B-binding protein-like
Exons: 2
Coding region: 92-1297 (401 amino acids)
Source: RefSeq, a predicted model, not a curated record
AGGAAGAUGUCCGGCGUUAAGACACAGUCGCUGAACUCAGUCUAGUGUUCAGUUCUCAGAUCCGUGGACUCCCCCCUCACACUGACCAAGGAUGCGGGCCGUGCUAUUAUCGCUGCUGCUGGGCUGUGCUCUCGGGGCUUCUGUUGACAGGCCUCGCCGCCAGCUCUUCGACAACAACAUCGACCUCCAGUCGUCCUUGACGUACCUGCCGCCAGAUGAACAGCCAAACUGCCAGCCAACAGUCACCUACACAACGCAGGUCAAGUACUCCACCCAGUUUAUCACCUCCACCGUCUACAACAACGACGUACAAUACGUCACCCAGACGUCCGUCCGCACACAGCAGGUAUACACCACUGUGUACUCUGAGGUGGUCCGCACCCAGGUGGUGCCCUCCGUCCAGUACCAGACAGUGACUGUGACCCGCACCGAGCAGAACGUCCGCACACAGGUCGUCACUCUGCCACCACAAGUCAACUACGUCACACGUACACAACAAGCUGUGACGACACAGGUACAGUACCAGACCAGAUACUCCACCAGCAUCCUGCAGGUCCCAACAACUGUUGUCAGGAAUGUUGUUUCUACACAGGUGGUUCCUCAGCAGGUGGUGAGCACCGUCUACCAGACACAGUUUGUCACCAGGACCCAACAGCUACCUGGACAGACCCGUACCGUGGACCGUACUCAGUACAGCACCAUUUACUCCACCGUGGUAGUACCUGGCCAGGACGUGGUAAGCACACAAAAUGUUGUGAGGACCAACGUCAUCACCCAGACCGUCACACAGCCAGGCCAGACCCAGGUCAUCACCUCCACCAAUGUGGUUCCCGUCACCACUACCAUCUUCUCCGAGGUGGUGGUCACCAACACCCAGACACAGUACGUGACGCGCACCCAGGUACAGCAGCAGGUGACCACCGUCUACCGCACACAGCAGGUGCCACAGUACGUCACCAGGACCGUCACCGUCCCCCAGCAGGUGGUGAGCACUCAGGUGUCAACACAGGUGGUGCCCACAACCAUCUACAGCCAACAGGUGGUACCAACUGUGGUCAACCUGCCCGCCGAGACCAGGUACACCACAGUGUACCGCACCUCCGUCCGCACCCAGCAGUUACCGGGUCAGACCCGCACCGAGUACCAGACCAGCGUGGUCUACAGGACCAACUACGUCACCUCCACAGUGUUCAACCAGCAGUACAACACCGUGACGGCCACCAGGACCUACCAGCCAGACUGUAACACCGGCUACAACUACCAAGAACCUGGCCAAACUUUCAACGCUCUUGGGUAAGACGAGGACCUGGCGAAGAGCUCCUGAAGACGACCAAGACCACACGACUCACAUAACCUUGAAUGAACUCGUUGCGCCAUGAUCACGCGGAGAAGAAAUGUUUGAGGCGAAGAAACUGUAAGAAGAAGGACAAUCUGCCCUCCUUGUAUGUACAUUGUUCAGUGAUACCAACUUUUAUACACUAUGCUAUUAUUACGUUCACUGUAUUUAAUAAAACUACAUAGAU